Lemur catta (Ring-tailed lemur) is the source of this 2151-nucleotide messenger RNA. It is a transcript of the gene CCT4, whose product is annotated as chaperonin containing TCP1 subunit 4. The coding region runs from base 279 to 1898 and encodes 539 amino acids. The transcript has 14 exons. Gene Ontology annotation, molecular function: ATP-dependent protein folding chaperone; ATP binding; ATP hydrolysis activity. Gene Ontology annotation, biological process: protein folding. The record is from RefSeq and is a predicted model, not a curated record. Gene Ontology annotation, cellular component: chaperonin-containing T-complex. NCBI's taxonomy places the organism in Eukaryota, Metazoa, Chordata, Mammalia, Primates, Lemuridae.
CCGCGCCCCUGAUCCCCAGCGCCCCAGGCCGACAACUCUGCGAGCCCGGAGUCCCCUGCGCUCAACCACCUCACCCGGCGCGCGACGGGCAGCCUCGACGUCACGCUGGCGCCGCACCGCUAGGAAGGCCCCCUUCUCCAACUCCACCUCCUCCCGGCGCCGGCGCCGCUUUCUAGAAGGUUCUUGGAGGCGGUGGACGCUUACCGUUAGUUUGUGGCCGGCCUGAAUCCGGGUCCAUCCGUCCCUCCCGAGCCCGCGUAGCCCCAGCCAAGUUUGCCAUGCCCGAGAACGUCGCACCCCGGAGCGGGGCGCCAGCCGGAGCUGCCGUCGGCCGCGGAAAAAGCGCCUAUCAGGACCGCGACAAGCCAGCCCAGAUCCGCUUCAGCAACAUUUCUGCGGCCAAAGCAGUUGCUGAUGCUAUUAGAACCAGCCUUGGACCAAAAGGAAUGGAUAAAAUGAUUCAAGAUGGAAAAGGUGACGUGACCAUUACCAAUGAUGGUGCCACCAUUCUGAAACAAAUGCAGGUAUUACAUCCAGCAGCCAGAAUGCUGGUGGAGCUGUCUAAGGCUCAAGAUAUAGAAGCAGGAGAUGGCACCACAUCAGUAGUCAUCAUUGCUGGCUCUCUCUUGGAUUCUUGUACCAAGCUUCUUCAGAAAGGGAUUCAUCCAACCAUCAUUUCCGAGUCAUUCCAGAAGGCCUUGGAAAAGGGUGUUGAAAUCUUGACUGACAUGUCUCGACCUGUGGAACUAAGUGACAGAGAAACUUUGUUAAAUAGUGCAACCACUUCAUUGAACUCCAAGGUUGUCUCUCAAUAUUCAAGUCUACUUUCUCCAAUGAGUGUAAAUGCAGUGAUGAAAGUGAUUGACCCAGCCACGGCCACUAGUGUAGAUCUUAGAGAUAUUAAAAUAGUUAAGAAGCUUGGUGGGACAAUUGAUGACUGUGAAUUGGUGGAAGGGCUGGUUCUUACCCAAAAAGUGGCAAAUUCUGGCAUAACCAGAGUUGAAAAGGCUAAGAUUGGGCUUAUUCAGUUUUGCUUGUCUGCCCCCAAAACAGAUAUGGAUAAUCAAAUAGUGGUUUCUGACUAUGCCCAGAUGGAUCGAGUGCUGCGAGAAGAGAGAGCCUAUAUUUUAAAUUUAGUGAAGCAAAUUAAAAAAACAGGAUGUAAUGUCCUUCUCAUACAGAAGUCUAUUCUAAGAGAUGCCCUUAGUGACCUUGCAUUACAUUUUUUGAACAAAAUGAAGAUUAUGGUGAUUAAGGAUAUUGAAAGAGAAGACAUUGAAUUCAUUUGUAAGACAAUCAGUACCAAACCAGUUGCUCAUAUUGACCAAUUCACUGCUGACAUGCUGGGUUCUGCUGAGUUAGCUGAAGAAGUCAGUUUAAAUGGUUCUGGCAAACUGCUCAAGAUUACAGGCUGUGCCAGCCCUGGAAAAACAGUUACAAUUGUUGUUCGUGGCUCUAACAAACUGGUGAUAGAGGAAGCUGAGCGCUCCAUUCAUGAUGCCCUCUGUGUUAUUCGCUGUUUAGUGAAGAAGAGAGCUCUUAUUGCAGGAGGUGGUGCUCCAGAAAUAGAGUUGGCCCUGCGAUUAACUGAAUAUUCACGAACAUUGAGUGGUAUGGAAUCCUACUGCGUUCGUGCUUUUGCAGAUGCUAUGGAGGUCAUUCCGUCUACACUAGCUGAAAAUGCUGGCCUGAAUCCCAUUUCUACAGUAACAGAACUAAGAAACCGGCAUGCCCAAGGAGAAAAAACUACAGGCAUUAAUGUCCGAAAGGGUGGCAUUUCCAACAUUUUGGAGGAACUGGUUGUCCAGCCUCUGUUGGUUUCAGUGAGUGCUUUGACCCUAGCAACUGAAACUGUUCGGAGCAUUCUGAAAAUUGAUGACGUGGUAAACACACGAUAAUCUGGAUAACUGAUUGACUGGCAUCAUAAUGACCACCAGUACAUCGGCUAGAGUGGAAGAUGAUUGCCCUGGUGGUCCUUGUUAUUUGGAAGAUUGUUUUCUCUAUGAAUUCCUGAGCUUGGUCUUCCAGUUGGCAUUUGUUUGAAAUUGUAUUAAAACAAUUUAAUGAAAAUAUUAAAUAAUUGGUUUUAAAAGGCAGAUUGAUUUAUCUCCCCCCCCAACAUUCUUUUAUUUCUGAUAUGUUGGAAAAACU